AUGUUCUACUAUCCCACCGUGCUUCAGCGCCACACCGGCUGCUUCGCCACUAUCUGGCUGGCAGCGACACGUGGCAGCCGGUUAGUGAAGCGCGAAUACCUGAACGUGAACGUGGUGAAGACCUGUGAGGAAAUCCUCAAUUAUGUGCUGGUACGAGUGCAGCCCCCGCUGCCCGGCCUGCCGCGGCCCCGCUUCUCCCUCUAUCUCUCAGCCCAGCUCCAGAUUGGCGUGAUCCGAGUCUACUUUCAACAAUGCCAGUACCUCGUGGAGGACAUCCAGCACAUCCUGGAGCGCCUGCACCGUGCCCAGCUGCAGAUCCGUAUUGAUAUGGUGGAGCCCGAAGUACCCAAUCUGCUGCUUCCUAACUGCCUGGCUGUGAUGGAGACCCUGGAACAUGCUCCAGACCCCUUUUUCGGGAUGAUGUCUGUGGAUCCCAGACUUCCCAGCCCUUUCGAUAUCCCUCAGAUUCGACACCUCUUAGAGGCUGUGACCCCAGAGAGAGUUCUUGAGGAGAUCCCUCCUGAAGUCCCUACAGAGCCCAGGAAGCCAGACAGGAUUCCGGUCACCAUGCUGCCUCCUGAGGCCAUCACCCUACAGGAGGCCGAGCCUAUACGCUUGCUGCCGAUUGAGGGUGAACGGGAGCUCCCAGAGGUCAGCCGCCGAGACUUGGAACUGCUGAUUGCAGAGGAAGAUGAAGCUAUCUUGUUAGAAGAACGGUGGCCACCUCCAGCUCCUGCAGAGGUGGAAGUGACAGGAGAGCCACUUCCAGUCCAGGUCCUAGGCCCAGAGGAGCUGAAGCUGAGAGGCUGGGAGCCCCCAACUUUACUCCUCGAGGUGACCCCCCCAAAGGAGCUGCGUCUGCCAGUUCCACCCAGUCCAGAGCUGAGGAGGCCCCCAGUCUCCCCAUUGCCUGUGAGCCCACCAGCUCGCCGCCGCCGCCGCCGCCAGUUAUUGUUCUGGGACAAGGAGACUCAGAUCUCCCGGGAGAAAUUCCAGGAACAACUACAAACCAGAGCCCAUUGCUGGGAAUGUCCAAUGGUGCAGCCUCCUGAGAGGAUGAUCACAAGCCCUGCGGAGCUGCUCCAAACCCCAACUCACAUGGGCCGGCUACCCCCAGAACUACUGGCUUUCUGGACUCGCUGUGCCCAGCCACCCCCGAGAGUGCUCAGGCGAAGGCUACCUCCAGAGGCUGAAGAGGAGGCUGCAGAGAGGGAGGCAGCAGCUGAGGAGGAACGGAGAAGAGCUGAGAUUCUGAGUGAGAUCGAGGUCCUGAGGGAAGCCCAGGAGCCCAGUGGUCCCCUCAUGAUAUCUUCAGAGCUCUCCCUGGAAGCAGCCGAAGAGGAGAAGACCCGCAUCAGCCUCAUCCCCACAGAAGAACGGUGGGCUUGGGCUGAGGCGGAGCAGCCAGAGCUCCCUGCACUGCCCGUGGUACCUGAAGUCCCUGAGGUGCCCAUGGAGAUGCCUUUGGAGCUGCCCCCAGAGCCUGAGCUGCUCUCACUGGAGGCCGUGCACAGGGCAGUGGCACUGGAGCUGCAGGCCAACAGGGAGCCUGACUUUAGCAGCCUGGUGUUGCCUCUCAGCCCCCGCAGGAUGGCUGCCCGGGUCUUCUACCUGCUCUUGGUGCUCUCGGCACAACAGAUCCUUCGCAUAGAACAAGAGAAGCCAUAUGGGCGCCUUCUGAUCCAGCCAGGGCCCAAAUUCCACUGA
This is a messenger RNA of Cynocephalus volans (Philippine flying lemur), 1707 nucleotides long. It is a transcript of the gene REC8, whose product is annotated as REC8 meiotic recombination protein. Bases 1 to 1707 code for a protein of 568 amino acids. Gene Ontology annotation, biological process: replication-born double-strand break repair via sister chromatid exchange; sister chromatid cohesion. The transcript is spliced from 19 exons. Gene Ontology annotation, molecular function: protein binding; chromatin binding. The record is from RefSeq and is a predicted model, not a curated record. Lineage: Eukaryota; Metazoa; Chordata; Mammalia; Dermoptera; Cynocephalidae. Gene Ontology annotation, cellular component: meiotic cohesin complex.